Messenger RNA from Desarmillaria tabescens, 1376 nucleotides. Its product is annotated as glycoprotease family-domain-containing protein. Gene Ontology annotation, cellular component: mitochondrion. Gene Ontology annotation, biological process: mitochondrial tRNA threonylcarbamoyladenosine modification. The transcript has 7 exons. The record is from RefSeq and is a predicted model, not a curated record. NCBI's taxonomy places the organism in Eukaryota, Fungi, Basidiomycota, Agaricomycetes, Agaricales, Physalacriaceae. The coding region runs from base 24 to 1172 and encodes 382 amino acids.
AAGUUGAUCCUCGACGUCGACGAAUGCUUACUGUCUUCACGCGUCUUCGAUGUCGCCGCUCUCUCUUUCCGACCUUAUUCAGAAAAUUCACUGUACUUGCCUUUGAAAGCUCUGCAGACGACACUUGCGCCGCUGUAGUUACCUCUGACCGCCAGAUUCUUUCCAAUGUGGUCAUAAAGCAACACCACCUGAACGAAAAAUGGGGUGGAAUUCAUCCUGCGGCUGCAGUCAUGGAGCACCAGGCAAACAUGCCAGUCGCAGCCAAAAGGGCACUUGCAGAAGCGAAUGUGGAUAUGUCAGGCAUCGAUGGAAUUGCGUUUACCAGGGGUCCGGGUAUGGGAAUCUGCCUAAGCGUGGCUUGCAAUGCUGCAAAAACACUCGCAGCUGUGACAGGAAAACCUCUAGUUGGCGUUCAUCACAUGCAAGCGCACGCUCUGACGCCUCUUCUCACCUCUUGGCCUGACAUCCCGACAUUUCCCUUCCUCAGUCUCCUCAUAUCGGGUGGACAUACACUUCUUCUCCUAGCGAACUCGGUCGACUCAUUUCGAAUCCUUGCUACUACCCGAGACGAGAGCAUCGGGCGCACAUUUGACAAAGUCACGCGAGAGCUAGGGUUGGGCUGGGCAGGCCCGUCAUUGGAGAAGUUUUGUAACCAGGAUAUCGAGAGCAAGACUCCCGAAGACUUUAGCCCGUUCAGUAACGCCAUGCCUGGUGAAAUGGGAUUUUCAUAUUCCGGCUAUCAUUCCCAGGUCGAGCGCUUUGUUCACAGACGUGGCGGUGUUGGGAAUAUAGCCCUCGAGGAAAAGGUCGCUGUUGCCAGAGCUUUCCAAGAGGCCGUCGUCGACCACUUAGAGUCGAAGCUGAUGCUUGGUAUCAAGCAAUGCUUUCGCGAGGGUAUUCCUAUACAACAUGUCAUCAUCAGUGGCGGGGUUGCGAGUAACUCGUACCUACGGGCGAGAUUAACACAAAUGUUAAGCAACGCUCCCAUCAAUGGAAGACUUACCCUACAGUAUCCUCCGCCUUCUCUUUGCACAGAUAAUGCCGUAAUGGUUGCUUGGGCUUCUAUGCAUCGAUUCCUUGCUGGCGACCAUGAUGACUUUUCACUGAAUCCCGUCACUAAAUGGAGCAUAGAGGAGCUAAACACCAAGGACCCUCGGGCCACGUCCAUUUAGUGGUCAGCAAAAAGUAUUACAAGAUAUAUAAUUAUCCAGAUAUUGAGUACCAGCUCAUCAAUUGUUAGUAUUAAUUAGUCUGCAUUUUCCGAACUCUUCCACCUUUUCGUUAAACAGGCUUCCCCAAGCCAUGAUGGCUUAGUCGAAAAGGUCGUCUAUGGUGGCUUCACGACGACUAUCCUUUAUUAAAGUUCUCUUGGAACA